GCGGCAGUUUUAUAUGAGCAACGACAGAUGCGAACCGAUUUUCUCGAGCGACCAGAGACGACUGAAUAUCGACGUCGUUAUGCGGGCCCCACUAGACUUCUUUCUAAGCAGAUGCAACAUGUACGCGCUAUUGUUAGUCUCAUUGUUGUUUCAAGUUUGUUUGGGAUUCACCGGACGAGGACUUUUUUAUCCUGGCAGAACGGAUUUGUUCGAGUUAUCGAUAAUUCAUUUAAAUGAUUUUCAUGCCAGAUUUGAACAGACAAACCUAUAUUCUGGACUCUGCCGAGAGGGUCACGAAGAGGAUUGCGUAGGAGGUAUUGCUAGAGUCUAUACUGCAGUUAAUCAGCUGGUAAAGGAACGGCCAAAUGCAAUUUUUCUGAAUGCUGGCGACCACUUUCAGGGAACUCUCUGGUACAAUAUUCAUCGUUGGAACGCUACUGCCUUAUUCAUGAACAUGUUGCCACACGAUGCUAUGACGAUUGGCAAUCAUGAAUUCGACAAUAAAAUUGAAGGCGUUGUUCCCUUUCUUAAAAAUGUCAAAGCCCCAGUUGUGGUAACAAAUAUCGAUGACAGCGAGGAGCCAUCUAUACAGGGUUUAUACAAGAAUAGUACAAUUAUCGAAAGAAACGGCACCAAGAUCGGAAUCAUUGGCGUCAUUUUAUCGACCACAAACUUACUCUCGAGUACGGAGAAAUUAAAGUUUUUGGAUGAGGUAGAGACAGUUAAUGACGAAGCUAAGCGACUGAAGGAAAAGGGAGUCAAUAUCAUUAUAGUUUUAAGUCAUUGUGGAUUGGAUGUGGACAGGAUCAUGGCUGCGAAAUGUCCUUUGAUCGAUGUAAUCGUCGGCGGUCACUCGCAUACGUUUCUUUAUAGUGGACCUCCGCCUUCUAUCGAUACACCAGCAGAUGAAUAUCCCGUAGUCGUGACGCAAAAUGAGACAAACAGAACAGUCCUUAUCGUUCAGGCAGCUGCUUUCACAAAAUAUUUAGGUAAUCUGACAGUGUGGUUCGAUGACCAGGGUGAGGUCGUCGAUUGGGAUGGAAACCCACUUCUUUUGGACUACUCUAUUGAAGAAGAUCCAAAAGUCUUGGAAGCUUUGAAGCCAUGGAAGAAGGAAGUGGAUGAAAUAGCCUUUAAACAGAUUGGCAGUACGCGAGUUUUACUUGAUAGCAAUUGUCGCUACAAGGAAUGUAAUUUGGGAAACUUUAUAACCGACGCUAUGGUGGAUGCGGUUGUCGAUGAUGCCGAAAAUAAAACUCAUUGGACGUACGCUGCAGUGGCCUGUUUGAAUUCAGGAGGAAUCCGUACUUCCCUUGAGAAGUCUGAUCUUACCUACGGUGAUUUGAUAAUGGUCCAGCCUUUUGAAAACACUUGGGACACUAUUGAACUAACGGGAGAAUCUAUUAAAAAAAUUCUAAAAAUGAACAUUCUAGCCUGGUCCGGAUUAAAAAUUACUUAUAAAAAGAAUAAUAAAACGCAUAGUGUGGUCAACGUCAAAAUCAGAUGUCAAGCUUGCGAGUAUCCGGUGUUUGAAGAUUUGGUGCACGAUCGGUGGUACAGAAUGGUGGUACCAAGUUUUUUGAUGAAUGGUGGAGAUGGCUAUAAUAUUUUUAAAGAUGAGAGUCGUAAUCAUAGAAUUGGGACGGUCGAUAUAGAUCAUUUUGUAAACUAUGUAGCAAAGAUGAGUCCUAUAUUUACUGGAACCGAGAGACGAAUAACAUUUGUAAAGUCAUAAAAAUAGUUUAGUAAUGUAUAUAGAUACGUUCUUUUAAUAAUAAAAUUAUUUUGCAAAAAUUUGCAAUAAAUAAUAUUGUACUUAAAAUAAAGUUAUUCUUAAUAAUU
Molecule: messenger RNA, 1842 nt
Organism: Monomorium pharaonis (pharaoh ant)
Lineage: Eukaryota; Metazoa; Arthropoda; Insecta; Hymenoptera; Formicidae
Product: apyrase
Exons: 12
Coding region: 14-1735 (573 amino acids)
Biological process (GO): AMP catabolic process
Cellular component (GO): plasma membrane
Molecular function (GO): 5'-nucleotidase activity; nucleotide binding; metal ion binding
Source: RefSeq, a predicted model, not a curated record